Molecule: messenger RNA, 790 nt
Organism: Dichomitus squalens LYAD-421 SS1
Lineage: Eukaryota; Fungi; Basidiomycota; Agaricomycetes; Polyporales; Polyporaceae
Exons: 5
Coding region: 56-583 (175 amino acids)
Source: RefSeq, a predicted model, not a curated record
CCCACUUACACUCCUGCGGCCGAACGCAAGUCUCGUUUCUUUUCAAGUUCAACAAAUGCCUCGCCUUCAGUCUUUCGGAUAUGUCGCCUUGGCAGCCCUUUCGCUAGCUUACGCUCAUUUCAUCCCUCCGGUUUCCUGCGCGAACUCCCUUCAGCUCACAACUAUCGCGGGGCGGAACAACCAGUCAACGAUCGAAUGCUGGACCUAUUCUCAAGAUUUCGUGGUGGCGGGAGGGUUGAACGUUCAGCAGCUUGGCGACCUUACUGGGGCGACCUACAUUGAGGUCCCUACAAGCGCGGACCAUACGCAGGGACCGUACAACCCGUCAGGCCCUCAGCUCUUCGUCAUUCUCUCGGGCAACGCGACGAUCACCUUCCCGGACUCGCUCGAGGUCCUCCACGUGAAGGCUAGUCAGCUGUACGCCGCCGCGGACACCCACGACGUCUCGGGGUUGGGGCACAUCACGACCGUGAAGGCGGGUUCGAAGCUGGUGCAGUUCCCCUUCAAGGACGGCGUUCUUCCGAACCACACGUGGACCCCUGGCGAGUGCGCGCCGAGCCUGAACCGCCGCGACGAACUCUAGGGCAGUAGGGCGGCAUGGGUGUGGACGGGGCUUUAUUUAUGUCGUGCAAGCCCGGGCGUGGACUGUUGGUCACUAUCUUCGGCCCUACAUAAUCUUCUGCCCUCAUAAUUGUGGUACACCUAAGUUAUUCCCUCAAUGGAAGGUGUAAUCUGUUGGUUCAUUUCCGUCUGCGUUGUAUCCGCGCGUGGGACAAUUAGUAUGCGCCUC